UUUAAGGUCUCAAUCUAAACGAUUUGGCGACACGGUGAGGGCAACAUGUAUCUUCAAACGUUCAUACCGCUGUUUUUAGCUGUUCACAUUCCUGUCGAGAAUGGCGUGUGGGAAUAUGGGCCCGAGUACGUAUUCAGCGUUAACAUGUACAUGGGAAGGCCGUUACUGUGUGUCGAUUGUUGCAUAUUUGGCACAAGAAUUUUCUUUCGCUUGUACUGCCUUCCCAAGAUGACCGACAGUUCAAGAUUUUGGGGAAGAAAGACAGCUCUAAGCUGCCGUCUGCGAUAUGUCAACGGCUUCAUACUUAGCAUGAACGACGAGGACAACAAAAUCCUACAUAGGCAAAAGAACAUCAGCGAUGCGCCCUUCGAGCUGCAUUAUAACGAGAAGGGCAUUGAGAAGAUAAUCAUCUCUCAAACAACGAACAUGUACGAUCUCAAUAUUCUGAGAGUGGUAGUGGCCGAGCAGUUGCAUCCCGGCGCGACCUUCAAGGAUCUCGAUCACGACAUAAACAAUGUGUUGUCAAAACAAUAUAAGUUCGAGGAUACGUCUGUGUCUACUGUCGGCAGGUGUAACGUCAACUUCGACAUUAGACGUCGAAUUGUACUGAACGAAAGUUUGAGCAGUUAUCACAACUUUCGACUGGUACCUCUUUCGCCAAAACUGCGUAUUAAUUCCGACGAGAUAAUAGUCAUUAAGAAAACUCCAGAUCUCGACAAUUGUAGUUGCUACGCCGAAUCCUACUACGGCAAAUACAAAUACAACAAAUACUCGCCCAAGGUCGACAACGACUAUUUGCGACAACUACCACACUUGGAAAAAACUAUCAGCACCAUGCAAAUCGAGAAGAAAAAUUUCGUUUCGAGCACGGUGAGAGAAGGAAGAUUGUUCUCAAAUGAGAGUAUAAUAACAAUCACAGAUGUAAUCUUGGAAGAUAUUCGACCCGCACAGAAAGAAGCGCCCACAAUUACGAAACCUGGCGAAACAACAAUACAGGCUAAUGACGAUAUAAGAAGCAUUUCUACGUAACAGCAAUAUUAUUAUGUGUAACAUUGUGUUAUUUAUGAUGUCAUGAAUAUUAUAAAGUUAAUUCUCUCUCUUCUCUUUCA
Molecule: messenger RNA, 1109 nt
Organism: Pseudomyrmex gracilis
Lineage: Eukaryota; Metazoa; Arthropoda; Insecta; Hymenoptera; Formicidae
Exons: 4
Coding region: 46-1029 (327 amino acids)
Biological process (GO): lipid transport
Molecular function (GO): lipid carrier activity
Source: RefSeq, a predicted model, not a curated record